This is a messenger RNA of Scylla paramamosain (green mud crab), 1861 nucleotides long. Its product is annotated as major facilitator superfamily domain-containing protein 10-like. NCBI's taxonomy places the organism in Eukaryota, Metazoa, Arthropoda, Malacostraca, Decapoda, Portunidae. The record is from RefSeq and is a predicted model, not a curated record. The transcript has 5 exons. The coding region runs from base 1020 to 1508 and encodes 162 amino acids.
UUUCCACGUCUUUCUAGACUCAGACGUGUAGAUAAGAGUAGAAUGAGUAAGAAAAUAAGAGAAAUAGAGGAGGAAGAUGAAGGGAGAAGGAAUAGAGGAGGUGGUAAAACAGAAAAAUGCUAAGAAAACAAUAUUUAGGUUAAUUUUCCCUGCUGCCCUGUCUGUCUUUGUAGUAUUUGUCUUCCUUGACAGUGCUUUCAGUGUAUUUGGCGUGUUUAGGGAGUGUUGGAGUGUGUCUGGAGGUAUUUAGGAGGUGUUGGAGUGUGUGUUUUAGGGAUUUGGUGAUGUUUGAGUCAAUAUUUAGCGUUCCUGGUGUGUUUUGGGGUGUCUUAGGCUUGUUUAGGAGUGCUUUAAGUGUGCUUUGGACUGUUUUCAAUGUUUUGAGAUGUUUCAAGUGUAUUUUGGGAUGUUAUGGAUGAGUUUGGGUGUGUUUUGUGUGGAUACGGGUGAGUUGUGUCUGCGUUUGUGGGUAUUUUUGGGUAUUUUUGGUCAGUCUGGGUGUGUUUUGGGGUGUUUUAAGUGUGUUUUGGGCCGUUUUCAGCGUUUUGGGAUGUUUUAAGUGUGUUUUGGGAUGUUAUGGAUGAGUUUGAGUGUGUUUUGGGUUGGUACGGUGUGUUUUGGAUGCGUUUUAAGUCAAUUUGGGUGAGUUUUGUAGUAUUUUAAGUGUGUUUGGGGAUAUUUUGGUGCUUUUUCGAUGUGUUUAGGUUGUUUUUUUGUGCGUUUAGGAAUGUUCUGGGUAUGUUUAAGGUGUUUUAAGGUGUUUUAGUGUGAUUGGACUUGCUUUUGAGGUGUUUUAGUUAUGUUAUAGGCAUGUUGCAGGUAAGAAUGGGGUCUUUGAGGGUAGAAGUGGUGUGCUUGAGGUAAAAUAAAAGAUUCUGGAGUGUUUUUGAGAGAGGCUCUGAUGGUAGAAGCAUGUCAGGGGUGUUAUAGCGCGUGUUGUGAUAUAUGAAACUACUAGAUGCAAGUGUGUGACCACCACCACCAUCACCACCACCACCAGCACAGUGGAAAAAAGAGCAAUGGCAACCCUCCGAUCCGGCAAGCAGGUUGGCGGCAGCAAUGGCGGUGGCAGCGGCAGCAGUGGUGAGGUGGACGGCAGGGACAGAGGGGCAGUACAGGCUGCGGACAUCAAAGAGAAGAGGAACGCGCGGACAAGCAAGGUGGUAUUCGGUAGUCUGAUCCUGGACCUGCUCGGCUUCACGGUGGUGGUGCCUCUGUCUCCUGCUCUCCUCGACUGUUACUCAAAGCACGACUCCAGCGGCUUGUAUUCCUCUCUGCUCUCCUGUGUUACUUAUUACCAGCAUAUCAUCAGCGUUCCUGCGAGGUUCCACUCUGUCUUGUUUUGGUGCCUGGAGUUAACGCUGAUCUUCGCGACCCACCACAAGCAUAGUUACGACUCGUUGGCGCAGGACCGCAAGUUUUCCUUCCUGGGCCUGGUCAUGGCAAUUACACAGAGAGGGUUUAUGCGAAGUGUUAAGACUGGAACUGAAAAAGCAACUGCCAAUUAGGCACACACCUACAUUGUGAUGCAGCUCCUUGGAGGUGGAGAGCUGGCUGCCUCAGAGGAUCAGGAAACACGAGAGGUUCACAGAGGCUCGCCUCGGGCUUCGGUCGUCGUGAGGAACCUGGUGUCAGCAGUUCACUACGUGCACAGGAAAAGCAUCAGUGUUCACGGAGACCUAAAGCCAGACAGGGGUGAAAAGGGUUGGUGUUGAGGAUAGACAGAAAAGAAAAGAAAGGAAAGGUAAAAAAAGGAAGUUUUUUUGCAUUGAUUUUCCAUCUGCUUAUUUUAAAGAAUUUAUUGCAUGGAAUAUUAUUGAUCUCCAUCAUUUGUAUGGCCUUUAUAAUAAAAAGUAUGAAU